ACAUUUUCCAGAAUAACAUAACCAUACUUAGAGGCGAACCUGACACUUGUAGGAAAAAUUUCGAAUAUUUUGCAAAAAUGAUAAUUUAUCGCUUUCCCGAAUGAAUUUCAACAAUAGUUUAGGAGAAAUUGAUCGAAAAGGUCGAAGCAGUUACCGAGGAUGCAUAAAAGGUCGCAGCUUCACACCAUCAAUUAUUUCAAAAAUGAGGUUGGAGUUCCAUUGCCAUUAGAAUAUGAUUUGAGAAAACUGUGAUCUGACCUUGGUUUUUGUUUAACUAGUUGAUGGUGUAAUGUUUAAGUGUUUAAAUAUUGCUAGAGAAGAUUCACUUUUAUGAGGCGAUCAAAUGUACUAGCGAAACUAUAAAAAUACUUUAUGACUAGUCAGUAGUAUAUGACUUCAAAUAUCUGUUUAAGUAGGUUACUAAUCAAUUUAUGUACGUUUAGUGGAAGAAAAUCGAUACCAAUUGCUAAUGGAAAAGAAAGCCAGGAUAAUCUACCCCUUAUUGUUGUCCGCACUGGCUACUCUAUUUGCAUCCUACUUGAUAUUACGAGAGCUAGAAUGGGAAGAACACGUCUCAAUCCGGAAAGGGGUCUGCUUGUUCACAAGUGGUUUACUGUUUUUCCCUUGCCUGUUUCUAGCAUUGAACAAUAUCCAGAUUCAUACACAUAAGGGCCGGAAGUUUAUUCGCUCCUUCAAGCUCCGAUAUAGCGACGUGUAUGAUAUUAGUAACAAAUUGGUUUCAGCUGUGCAAGCCGUUUUCUGUUGUCUCACUGGGCUCACAUCAAUACAGUACUCAUGUACCAGGAAUAUUUUAAAAACGUCUCAUUACAUAUCGGAGGCAUACGCUUGGUUUGGGGCUGCUUACUUUUUUUACGAUGUUUGGUCAAUGUAUAAAGUGUGGAGCGCAAAGGUAACCCAGCAGAAAUUGGAAGGAGUCAAGAAUCAAAUCCUACUAAAAAUUAUGAGGCUGACGGCAUAUCUGACUCAAAAUUUUAUGAUAGUAUUUCAUCAUGUAUUCAUUGGGUGUUUCGGAUUUCUGGUAAUCACUUAUCUCCGAGGAGGGCUUGGUGACUGCUUCUUCGGUUACAUCUACCUCAUGGAGUUUAGCACCCCGUUUGUGUCUUUCAGAGGGAUUCUGUCCAAAAUUGGCUUAAAGAAAUCUAGAUGGUAUGUAGUAAAUGGCUUGGCAAUGCUGAUCACAUUUUUCAUCUUUCGAGUGGCAAUGUUCCCCUAUGUGGUCAACCUAUUUGCGCAGUCAAUAAACGUUGAUUUUUUUACGGCUGUGAAAAAGCUGCCGAGGAAUUGUCUGAUAAGCAUCAGUCUGUUACUAUUCCCGCAAAUUUAUUGGUUUCUACUGAUGGCAAACGGAGCGGUUCAUGUAUUGUGCAUCAAAGAAAAGAGUGAAAAAUUGGCCGAGAACAACAAUUUAAAGAAAAAAACACGAUAGGCUUGAAAUGCCAAGAUUAGACCUGUGGAUGUAUUCAUCCGAGUUCAAGAUGGAAAUGUCUGUUUUUAUUUAUAGAAUUUAGCGGUGGCUGUGAUUUUUUUCUUUUUUAUAGUCGAAAUAUUACGUCGAUUUGCUCUUAUGUAUUUACAUACGAAGAAGCUUAGAUUGAUUUUUAGACGAAUGUGUAGCCAAUGUACUUUCAGAUUUUUGUGUCAAAAAUGGUUUUUUAAUGUGUUAAAUUGCACUCAAAUUGCUUAAGCGUUUCUAAUAUCACGUGCAUUUUAAACUAACAUCUAAAUAGGAAGCCGGGGUAUCUGUUGAUGAUCAAAUGAUUUUCUUACACAUAUAUUUAUCUGGUUAACUAAAGGCAAGUUGAAGCGUUAGCCUAUAAGUAAGACUGAUAAAUGACUGAACACGUUUGGGUGCGCUAAAAGGGUUUGGUGAUUCAUAACUUAAAUAACCGAAAACCCAUAAAAGCAACCCGCUUUCUCUUUGAUACCCUACGCAUGUUAAGUAUAUAUCUUCCGGCAUAAUAUUUGUUAUUAAUCUCAUUACUGACAAUCAUGUAUGUUAAUUUUUAGGAAAAGUGUGCGAACAUAUGCAAAAGGUUUAAUUUCCAUAGUCCUUGACUAUACUUCCAAGAUUGUUGUUUACUUUUACCGAAUUUUAGAAAUGUAUUUAAAUUUAUUACAUUGUCGUCUGUGUAGGCAAGAAAGUAUUAUUUUUGCACAUUUUAUUUGAUUGCAUCCAAAACUACGCACUGCAUUGACUUAAAUUCUCUAGCCAUUUUAAUUGCAUCAUUAUGUGACUUAACAAUGAUUUCGAAGUGCAGUUAAAUGCCUUCGAAAGGAAACUAAGCAGUUUUAGCUCUAAAAUGUGGUUGUACAUCACAACUUAGAACAGAUCAGAACUAUGAAACAAAAUAUAUUUUCGCGAAUUUUCCAGCUAUACUGCAUAUAUUUUUAUAAAGUAAUUGUGACCGAUACUCAGAUUAGAGUUGAUGAGUUAUUACACUGAUAUAUUAAAGAAGUUUUAAAACAGUGUUACAUCAGAUCGUGCAAAGGGUUCUCACUUGUGUGUCUUCAUUAUUUAAGCACCCAGAUCAUUCGUUAGUGCAUGUAAAGGACCCCUCACUGACUUGCACGCUUUAAAUGUUAUAAAUGUAUACAUAGUAAGUGAAUUAUUUGGGUGAAAUAUUGUGUACAUUGUAAGUGAAAUAAGAAAUUUUAAUAGUACAGUUACUAUAGGUAGGUUUUAAUGACUCUUUUCUAGUGACUGUAAUUUAGUGGUUUUUGAAACAAUUUCAGAAACACCUAACACAUUAUGCGAUUGCUUUAUCUAAAUGGACAUUUAAAGUAAGUUGUACAAUUACGUUAUUAUAAGUUUUCCUUAGAGCAAGAAAGGUUAUUAUUAAUUAAUGAAAUUAUAACAGUUUUUUUUUAAUUAAAUUAUUUGGAAGCUCUUUAGGUUGGAUCAGGUAAACAGCAAGCGACAUUUUAAAUAUUAGGAAAUUUUAUAAGCGAAAACAAUUUUUUGUUUGUUUCAAACCAAGUGGUUUUGGUCAAAAUAUGUAAGGUAAAAAAUGGUAAAUGUGUUAGGUUUGCUAUUAAAAUUUGUUUUUUUUACAUAAAAUUUUAUUUUGUGAUGUCUAGGAAAUAUUUCUUACAGUAAAUAUGUUGUUAUUAGAAAUUGUGUCAAUGUACAAAAUAAAGGAGCGGAUUGAUCUCGGAA
Messenger RNA from Dendroctonus ponderosae (mountain pine beetle), 3178 nucleotides. RefSeq names its product TLC domain-containing protein 3A. The record is from RefSeq and is a predicted model, not a curated record. Gene Ontology annotation, biological process: lipid homeostasis. Gene Ontology annotation, cellular component: endoplasmic reticulum; membrane. The transcript is spliced from 8 exons. Bases 470 to 1447 code for a protein of 325 amino acids. Lineage: Eukaryota; Metazoa; Arthropoda; Insecta; Coleoptera; Curculionidae.